Etheostoma cragini (Arkansas darter) is the source of this 3840-nucleotide messenger RNA. RefSeq names its product mitogen-activated protein kinase 8 interacting protein 1a (gene mapk8ip1a). The record is from RefSeq and is a predicted model, not a curated record. NCBI's taxonomy places the organism in Eukaryota, Metazoa, Chordata, Actinopteri, Perciformes, Percidae. Gene Ontology annotation, biological process: regulation of JNK cascade. Gene Ontology annotation, cellular component: cytoplasm. The transcript is spliced from 12 exons. Gene Ontology annotation, molecular function: protein binding. Bases 456 to 2720 code for a protein of 754 amino acids.
UCUCUGUCUCUCUCUCCACCCUGCCUUCUUCUCUCUGUUAACCCUUGCUCAUCCCAUCUCUAUUCAACAAUACCCACCUCUCUCUUGUUUUCUCUCUCUCUCUCUCUCUCUCCCUCUUUUUUUCUCUUUCUGUUUCCCUCCUCUCCUCCUCCGUUCCACUUUGCUCCUGCCAGGAAGAUGAUGGUGAUGAUGAUUAUGUGACACUGUGGCCAGCCAAUAAGCAUGCAAGGAGGGAGUGGAAGGGGUGUGUUCAGAGGCCUAUCUUGGAUCUGAUCGAUGCUGAGGAGAUCGAGGAGGAAGACGGGGAAGAGAGGGAGGUAGAGGAGGGUGGGGGAGGCCUUGUCCAAGCUGAGAAGCGGCAACACUGGCAUAAUAAAAGAGGAGAAGAAGAGGAGGAAGAGGAGGAGGCACGGAGGAAGCUGUUGCCUGUCAAAGGGGAAUCAACCUGUGCUGUCAUGGAUAAAUAUCGACCAAAGAGACCAACCACCCUGGCUCUGUUCCCACAGCUGCCACAAGCCGGCACCCAGGACUCCAUCAACAACAACUCUUUAGGCAAGAAGGACAGCUGGAAGGACUCCCGCUCCUCCUCCCCACAUAUUACAGGGGAUAUAGCAGCAGCAGAUAUCCAGCCAAAAGCAGAGGACAAAGUUCGGCCCAACACGCGCCGCCCGGCACCAAAACCACCCACAGCCAAUGGAACAAACAGCAGAGCCAACACUCAGGCUGCUGCCACCACGGCAGAUACACGCGCUCGAGUGCGGGAAAGACAAGUGUCAGGGGCCACGCACACGCAGUCCACAAGCACACCAAGGACACCAAGGAGUCAAAGGAGAGGAGGAGGAAGAGGAGCGCCGGCGAUGAGAGAGAGGAGCCUGGGGGACAUCAAAGGAAAGGAUGGAGUGACGGUAGGGAAGGAAGAGAGAAGAGGAGGAAGACUGUGUGAGGAGUCCAAGGGCAAGGAAAAGGAGAAAAAUACACAUCAAAGGCCGAGAGUAACAAAUGGACUGAAAAGCCGUGGGGCCGAUGGGAAAGGGAAAGUAGGUGCCAAAGGGCUUAACAAAGGAGGGACUUUCAAGCCAAAUAACAUACUGUCCAACCAGGAAGUUUAUCUGCCAGCUAUGGUGGUCCCACGCACGCCUGUAGCACCUAGAAACCAGGACAAGACCCAAGACCAAGGCCAAAACCAUGACAGGACCCAAGACAACCCCCCUAUCCUCUCGCGGUCCAGCAGCGAGGGGGGGUCAAACAGAAUGUCACUGAGCUCAGACACCGAGGGCCCCCCACCAGGGCCCCUGCAUCCCUCUCUAUCCCACCGAACCAACCCUGACAUCAGAGAAGAAGAGGGGGAGGGAACUCCGACCCCCUCUGUGAACGUCCAGAACGGUCCAACCCUCUGCCUUGCAGGUAAUGAAAAAACAGAGAUGGACUCUACUAAGUCAAAGGUCCAUGCAGGGGGAGAAAAAGGUGACAAUAACACUGAGGUGGAUAGCACCGACUAUGUCACUCAGAGAGAUUGUGUGGCGGCUCAGACUGUACCAAAGAGUGAAGCUACAGCAGGGUUAAAUUAUGACUCUGUUAAGUAUACUCUGGUGGUCGAUGAACACUCUCAAUUGGAGUUGGUCAGCCUCAAGGACUGCUUGCACGGUUACAACGAGCACAAUGAUGACAGCGAUGCAGAGACGGUCUAUCAGUCAGCCAAUGAGGAGGAAGACCCAGAGUAUGAGGAGGAGAGAAAGAGGAGAGAGGAAGCAAAGAAGCAAGAGAGGCGGAAAGAGGAGGAAAAGAGAAGAAAGGAGGAGGAUGAGAAGAAGAAGAGGAGGGAAGAGGAUGUAAAGAGGAGGAGAGAGGAGGAGGUGAAGAGGAGGAGGGAAGUUGUGGCAAGGGUCUGCAAGCAGUCCAAGGUAACAUCAACCACAACUUCCGAGGAAGAGGAGUCUAACGGAGGAAGGGCCAGAGCUUCCAGAAGUAAAAAGUUCCUCAACCUGUUUUCCAACAACAGCAGUCAUUACAGCGCAACUGGUGCUGGGUCAUUUGGUGUGUUCUCCUGUGUUUUGGACGGAGUGGAGAGACAACAGAGCCACAGAGCUGCCUACAGGUUUGUCCCUCGUCAUGCAGAUGAGCUUUGCCUAGAGACAGAUGACCCAGUGUUAAUGCUGAACCAGUCUGAGGACCUGUGGUGUCAGGGUUACAACAUGAGGACUGGAGCGACCGGCAUCUUCCCUGCCUUCUAUGCUGUCAAGCUGGCCAAAGAAUAUGAUCAAGUCCAGAAAGAUGGCUGGGUAGAGCAGUUCCAGGGGCGGUUCCUGGGUUCAGUACAGGUCCCGAUCCACAAGGGCAACGACAUGCUUUGUGCUGCGAUGCAGAAGGUGGCGUCUAACAGGCGGUUAGCAGGGCAGCCUCCUUCAACCUGUGUGCUGGAGGUCAGUGUGAAAGGUGUGAAGAUCAGUGUCCAAGACCAGUGUCACUCUGCUCAUAGGGGGGACCAGUGUUUCCAUUUCUUCCAGCUGAAGAACAUCUCAUUCUGUGGCUGUCAUCCAAAACACAGCAAGUAUUUUGGUAUCAUCACCAAACACCCUGACCAAGAGCGCUUUGCCUGUCAUGUGAUGAUGUCAGAUACAACACUACAUCCUCUGGCUGAAUCUGUAGGGAGGGCAUUCCAGCAAUAUUAUAAGGAAAACGUUGGCUACUCCUGUCCCACUGAAGACAUCUUCAUUGAAUAACACCCUUCCCGCAUCCACACUAUGUACUGAAUACUCACUAUGUGCAUGUAAGCCUGGUCUUACACAGCAAACUGGACCACUGAUUUAUCUUUAUCAGAGUACUUGCAUGGUGGAUUUCCUUUCUUACCUGCAUCCAGUGAUACCGCAAGCUUUCCCUUUCUUUUGGCCAUGUGCCAAUAUUAGUACCUCUACGGCUGGAUAGGAUCACAUGAAAUAUUCUAUACACUGGGAACAAAUGUAACAUAAACUCACCCAAAUUUAAAUACACAUAUUCGAUAUUGAUAUAUUUUAUGGGUUAAAAUUACUUGUAUGUAACUACGCGUAGAUAUUGGCUGUAAAACCAUAUGAACAGCCUUUAUGACUAUGAAGUUAAUUUAAGGACAGAAUGUUUAAAUCAUCCUUUUUUUUUUUUACUUUCAACCAGUGCUAAAAUAAAUAAUAAUUUACCAGUGACAGUUUUGGUAAGUUGAGUCAUAUAUCAAAAAACAAGAGUUAUCAGCCACAUUAGCAGCUCUGUGAGUCUGUAAAUGCCAAUUUCAGCAUGCUAAGAUGUGCACAAUAGCAGUGUUUACCAUGUGAGCAGCUUACAUUUGUUAAUUAGCAAUAGAAAGGCAAAGUACAGCUGAGGCUAAUGGAAAUGUUGUUAUUUUGCAGGUAUUUGGCCAUAAACCAAACUAGAUCUGGAUCGCCAAAGCUGUUACACUUUAUCCUGCAGGGAACAUGAAUGUCAGAAAAAGAUUUCAUGUUAGGCUAUCUUACGAUAUUUUAGAAAAAAUGUUGCACCAACAGUAUGACACUGACAUCUGGAAAGCCACUCUAUAUAGAUAAUAAUGAAAACGUUAAUGGUUAUUGCUAUUUUUCUCUUUCAUAUAAUUGGAAUUUGUGUUUUUGGACUCUUGUUGACACAAGUUAAACAAUUUAAAGACAUCACAUUAGGAUCUGGGAACUUGAUAAUAAGCGUUUAUUUGUGACAUUUAAUACACUAACUGAUUGGUCAGUAAAGUUAAAAAACUAAAUUCAAUUCGAAAAGGUUCCUGGGAACAAUACUUAAAUCUUUGAUUUGUUGUCAUAUUUGAUGUCCCGCCAUGAUGAAUGCACUUAAAUGAAAAUAAUCCAUAUC